Messenger RNA from Brachypodium distachyon (stiff brome), 2629 nucleotides. RefSeq lists its product as uncharacterized. Gene Ontology annotation, biological process: carbohydrate metabolic process. The coding region runs from base 168 to 2273 and encodes 701 amino acids. NCBI's taxonomy places the organism in Eukaryota, Viridiplantae, Streptophyta, Magnoliopsida, Poales, Poaceae. The record is from RefSeq and is a predicted model, not a curated record. The transcript is spliced from 12 exons.
GCAGACCAACCUUGAGUACCUUCUGUACCUCGACCCCGACCGCCUCGUCUGGAGCUUCCGGCAGCAGGCUGGCAUUCCCACCAUCGGGGAGCACUAUGGCGGUUGGGAGGCGCCCGACAGCCAACUCCGAGGCCAUUUUGUAGGGCACUACUUGAGUGCAAGUGCACAUGUGGGCAAGCACGCACAACUACUCGCUCAAGGAGAAGAUGACGAGGGUGGUGGACAUCCUCUACCAAUGCCAAAAGAACAUGGGCAACGGGUACCUCUCAGCUUAUCCCGAGAAGAUGUUCGACAUGUACGAAGAGCUUUCCGAGGCCUGGUCACCUUAUUACACCAUCCACAAGAUUAUGCAAGGCCUUCUGGAUCAGUAUACAUUGGCUGGGAAUCAGAAAGGUCUUGAGAUGGUGGUGUGGAUGACUGAUUACUUCAGUGACCGUGUGAAGAAUCUGAUACAGAAGUACUCUAUCCAGAGGCACUGGGAAGCCAUGAAUGAGGAGACUGGUGGAUUCAAUGAUGUGAUGUAUCAGCUGUAUACUAUAACGAAAGACCAGAAGCACUUAACGAUGGCUCAUCUUCUUGACAAACCAUGCUUCCUCGAACCACUAGGCCUUCACGAUGAUGACAUAUCAGGGUUGCAUGUUAAUACUCAUGUUCCUGUCAUAAUCGGUGCGCAAAAGAGAUAUGAAGUUGUCGGCGACCAUCUUUACAAGGAGAUUGCAACAUUCUUCUUGGACGUUGUAAACUCUUCUCAUAUAUUUGCAACAGGAGGCACAUCUACCAUGGAACACUGGCAUGACCCAAAGCGAGUAGUAGAUGAGAUCAAAAUCAGCUCGAACGUGGAGACUUGCGCAACUUACAAUUUGCUUAAGGUCUCACGAAACCUAUUCAGGUGGACAAAGGAAGUCAAGUACGCUGACCACUAUGAAAGACUGCUCAUCAAUGGGAUCAUGGGCAACCAGAGGGGAACACAGCCUGGUGUCAUUAUCUAUUUCCUUCCCAUGGGCCCCGGACGAUCCAAGAGCAUCAGCGGCGCGCCCCCUUCUGGCCACCCCCCCAAGAUGCCAGGGGGAUGGGGUGGUCCAAAUGACACAUUCUGGUGCUGCUACGGAACAGGGAUAGAGUCAUUCUCCAAGUUAGGGGAUACCAUAUACUUCCUGGAGGAGGGUGAAACACCGACACUCUACAUAGUUCAGCACAUACCGAGCACUUUCGACUGGACAGCGGCAGGCCUUACUGUACAGCAGCAGGCCAAACCACUGUUCUCAACUGAUCCUUACUUCGAAGUUGCAAUCUCCAUUUCUGCAAAGGGAGAUGCCCAACCAGCAAAAGUGAUGGUGAGGAUCCCGUCAUGGACAUCCACAGUUGGUGCAGUGGCAACUCUGAAUGGCCAAAAACUCAACCUGACAUCUGCAGGUGAUUUCCUCACGUUGACCAAACUUUGGGGUGACGAUAUCUUGCUGCUCCAGUUUCCCAUUAACUUAAGAACCGAGGCAAUCAAAGAUUACCGGCCAGAGUAUGCAUCCAUCCAAGCAGUGCUGUUCGGACCGCACCUCCUCGCUGGUCUGACACACGGCAACCAGACCAUAACAUCCAGCGACCAGUCCAAUAAUGGUCUAAACCCUGGUGUCUGGGAAGUGGAUGCCACGAACGCCGCCUCCAUGGACGACUGGGUCGUCCCGGUCCCUCAGUCGCUCAACUCGCAGCUUGUCAGCCUGACGCAGCAGUCUGGCGGGCAGACCUUCGUCCUGUCCGUGUCCAUCAUCAACGGCACGCUGACUAUGAGCGAGAUGCCCGUCGCCGGUAGCGACGCUUGCGUGCACACCACGUUCCGGGUCUACGGCCCUGCUAACCUCGGUGACGGUGGCGUUCUUCGAGGGCAGGAAGUGAUCAUCGAACCGUUAGACAGGCCUGGCAUGGCGGUAACCAAUGACCUCAAUGUGAACCUGCAGCCAGGACCGGACACCCUCUUCAAUGCCGUGGCCGGUCUCCCCGGCUCGGUGUCCUUGGAGCUCAACACCAGGCCAGGGUGCUUCCUGAUGGCAUCCGACGCGAAGGCUGCUCAGGUCGGCGUAGGCUGCCGGAUGAGCAGCGGCGGUGACACGGCCGCCUUCCGCCACGCCGUGAGCUUCACCCAGGCGGCGCCACUCCGGCGGUACCAUCCGCUGAGCUUCGCGGCGAGGGGCACCCACAGAAACUUCCUGCUGGAGCCGCUGCAGAGCCUCCAGGACGAGUUCUACACCGUCUACUUCAACCUGGUCACCACCGACAGCUGAAAAAUGCUCUUUUGAUCCAUCCGCCGUGCACGUGGAACUGAUCGCUACAGACCACAACUUUCAGAGUGUCGCAGACCGACACAUGUGCUUGGGCCAUUACAGUACACAGUUACUGAGUGUACUGUUGUCUCUCGCCAUGAGCAAUAAUGUUAAGAACUAGAAAAGUAGCAUGUGUGAGUGUGAUGGUGUUGGGAAUUCUUGGGGUGGUUAAGAUCUUGAUCCAUACAUAUGCACCUUACAUUCAUGUGCCGCGUGACUAUAAAUGUCGUCCAAUUAGGUGCCGGCGUAUAUGCUGCUAUUAUUGUUGCUGUGGUACAAUCCUUGAUAGCAUAGUGCGAAAUGCGGUGUGGUCACAA